This is a messenger RNA of Cyclopterus lumpus (lumpfish), 1966 nucleotides long. Its product is annotated as extensin-like. Bases 1 to 1617 code for a protein of 538 amino acids. Lineage: Eukaryota; Metazoa; Chordata; Actinopteri; Perciformes; Cyclopteridae. The record is from RefSeq and is a predicted model, not a curated record. The transcript is spliced from 3 exons.
AUGAACCAACCCAGCCCCAUGGCCGCCAUGACCACCUACAACCCCACAUCUCCUAUGAACCAAUCCAGCCCCAUGGCCCCCAUGACCACCUACAACCCCACAGCCACGAUGAACCAACCCAGCCCCAUGGCCGCCAUGACCACCUACAACCCCACAUCUCCUAUGAACCAAUCCAGCCCCAUGGCCCCCAUGACCACGUACAACCCCACAGCCACGAUGAACCAACCCAGCCCCAUGCCCCAUGGCCCCCAUGACCACCUACAACCCCACAGCCACGAUGAACCAACCCAGCCCCAUGGCCACCAUGACCACCUACAACCCCACAUCUCCUAUGAACCAACCCAGCCCCAUGGCCCCCAUGACCACGUACAACCCCACAGCCACGAUGAACCAACCCAGCCCCAUGGCCGCCAUGACCACCUACAACCCCACAUCUCCUAUGAACCAACCCAGCCCCAUGGCCCCCAUGACCACGUACAACCCCACAGCCACGAUGAACCAACCCAGCCCCAUGGCCGCCAUGACCACCUACAACCCCACAUCUCCUAUGAACCAAUCCAGCCCCAUGGCCCCCAUGACCACCUACAACCCCACAGCCACGAUGAACCAACCCAGCCCCAUGGCCCCCAUGACCACCUACAACCCCACAUCUCCUAUGAACCAACCCAGCAGCAUGCCCCCAUAACAACGUAUAACCCCACAGCCCCCAUGCCCCCCAUGACAACGUAUAACCCCACAGCCCCCAUGGCCCCCAUGACAACGUAUUACCCCACAGCCCCUAUGACCCAACCCAGCCCAAUGGCCCCCAUGACAACGUAUAACCCCACAGCCCCUAUGACCCAACCCAGCCCCAUGGCCCCCAUGACAACGUAUAACCCCACAGCCCCUAUGACCCAACCCAGCCCCAUGGCCCCCAUGACGACGUAUAACCUCACAGCCCCAUUGAACCAACCCAGCCCCAUGGCCCCCAUGCCCACCUACAACCCCACAUCUUCUAUGACCCAACCCAGCCCCAUGGCCGCCAUGACCACCUACAACCCCACAUCUCCUAUGAACCAACCCAGCCCCAUGGCCCCCAUGACCACUUACAACCCCACAUCUCCUAGUAACCAACCCAGCAGCAUGCCCCCCAUGGCCCCCAUGGCCCCCAUGAUGAUGUAUAACCCCACAGCCACUAUGAGCCAACCUAGCAGCAUGGCCGCCAUGACCACGUACAACCCCAGAACUCCUAUGCCUCAAUCCAGCAGCAUGCCCCCCAUGACGACGUAUAACCUCACAGCCCCGAUGAACCAACCCAGCCCCAUGGCCCCCAUGACAACAUAUAACCAAAGAACUCCUAUGGCCCUACCCAGCACCAUGCCCCCCAUGACAAUGUAUAACCAAAGAACUCCUAUGGCCAUACCCAGCACCAUGGCUCCCAUGACAGUGUAUAACCACCCAACUCUCGCUCCUGUCGGCAUUUUCAUGCCCCCCAUGGCAAUGUCUGAUACCAUGUCCCCAAUGUCCUCAGUCCCUUUUUCCACCCCUCCAGUCCCCAAAUCUGCCAUAGACAUGAAUGCCCCGAUGGAUCUCUCAACACAACCCACAUAUGUACCAAAAUAUGGCUUUUUACCCUAAUGCAAGAGGGUUUUGGUUGGCUAGAAUCAGCCAGAGAAAUGUACCCAGGUCAUGGCUGGCAUGGAUCUAAACCUGUCCCCAGUGGAUUUGACCUUGAACCUAUGUUCAACAAUCUACCAGAUGGCUGAGAAUGCGACUGCCAACAAGAAGCGCUGCCAACAAGUCGCCCAGAGAGUCAAAUCACAGGAGGGACUGGUUCAUACCGUGAAACAAAAGGAGCCUAGCGUAAUCUCUGAGACUGUGGAGAACGCUCUGAAGGAACUCUGCAGCACUCUGAAAUCUGGCAAGACGCUGAUGGAGAAACUUUCUUCCGGCUUGGUGGAGUCUAGCAGCUACGAAGACGAGUUCU